UAUAGUGGUAAAAUUGGUAGAAGGCGAAUUGCCAUAAGCAAUGUCCGUCAUUUUCUUAUCGAAAAUGCGCUAUUUUCCCACGUAAUUCGGCAUAUGUGGUAUCUUGGUGUUGUGCAAAGUACAGCCGUGGACCCAAUUGUGUGGAAAGUGGUGAAAAAUUGACUUGGAUAGUGGAUAUUUUGGUGGAAAAUCCAAGUUGGUCCCGUGCGAUGGGAUUGAUGGUAGCGCAUCGCCGUGUAAAUUAUCAUGUGUAACUGUGUGUGACUUUCGUUUUAUGUUUUUUUUCUUUGGUGUUUUGGGGUAAAAACGUGGACACUGUGCACCCCAAAAGGUCAAUGGACAGUUGUAGUGACUGCCAAACUAUCAUUUAAUCGUGCUAGUGUGACUUUCCUGCGGGAAAAUUGCGGAGAAAAAGGUAUUUUUUCCUAAUCAUCAUCGUCUAAUUCAACAUAGCAGCCAUUAGUGGGCGCUAGUUGUGUUAUUGUAUUGACUCGAAAUUCUUCACACACAUACACACACACGCCGAACGUCAAAAGAAUUUUUCACGUGUGCGCGAGUGUUGGUGAUCCUAUUUUGACGGAUUGUUGGAAAAUUAUUUUAUAUUGUUUUGAUCCGUUUUUCAUCAUCUAUUUAUAAUUUGGAAAAUCUAACUGGCAAGUUGGGAAAAUUCCCCACAAAUUUAUCAAUUGCCCAAGUCAGCUUCCCUCCAAAUCCAUUCAGUAUCAAUCAAUGGAGUUUGUGUCUCAAUGACUGGCUUCUGUUGGCUUUUUCUGCCUCUUCCGGACAUCUAGCCAUCAUUCCCGUGGCACCAGAAGCUUCUCCAUCGAGCCCAGGAUUGAGUUUGGCCAGAAGCCACACUCAAAUUCCAUCCAAACUGCCAGUUUUCUUGAGAAAACCUUCCCCUUUUUGUCUAGGGUGGAGGAAAGUACCUCUUCCCUUGCUUUCCCUCUUUCUUGUGACUCACAAUUGACUGAUUUGUGACGCUCCUGUGUGUCCUUCUAUCCCAAGCCCAAGCCUCUCUUCUACAAAAAAAAAUCCCUCCUCUCCAAGAGACCCGGAAUCUAGAGGGAAGCUCUGCCCGGAAGCUAGAGCCCCCGUUCCCCAUCUAAUUAUCCACUUUAUCAAUUAAUUACUCCAUUUAAUUAGAAAACCCAGAAAAUCCUGAAAAUCUGUGAAACUGUGUUAAAAGUGAAGAGUUUUUCCAAGAAAUCACAGCAUCAACAAAUCGUCAACAUAAAUAAAUACCAUUAAAAAUACGGGUUUAAAUGUUCAGUGACUGUGAGUGAGAAGGAAAGAUAUUGGCUUUCUUUCAAAGAAAAAACCAAGGAAUAAUUUUAUUAAAAAAAAAAUAGUGAGUGAAGUGCUUUUUGCCAGAGAUUUUUGGCAAAAGAGGAAUACCAGUAAUCCCAGGAGUAAUCCCAGUGUUUUGUGCACCUCCAAAGUGGGCUUCCUGAAGGUAUCCACCAGGAAGAACCCCAAAAAAAAAGCCCCCAAAAGUGUGUAAUGGUCAGGCAACAAUUAGUGAAGUGCUUAGGGCAGUGCAUAGAAAAAUAAAUAAAUAAAUAAAUAAUUCUAAAGCUGUGGCCGAGGAUAAAUUCAGUUAUUAUGUGGCUGGGAAAUGAUGGAAAUUGAUGUGAAACAGAGAAAUCAGCGAAUACGAAGACGGGUGAGGGCUCAACGCAUGCAGGCUGAGAGAGACCGAGACGUCGUCGAUGGGGGCGACCCCGAUAGUGCUGAGGAGGAGCAAAUAGCAGCACGUGAGAAGCCGGCAAGGCCCCCAUUGCGACGGAAAAAACCAAAGGAACCAGCUCCACUCCUCGAAGAAGAUAUCAUUGAUGGUUUUGCUAUCUUGGCUUUUAAAUCCUACGAAGAUUUAGAGUACGCUAUAAAAAUUGCCAACAAACGCAACGAGAAGAGAUUAUCGGCUAUAGCUGAAUUGACAGCACUGGCCACGGUGGAUGAGAAACCACCGAAAAUUGAUACUGGACAAAGGGACAAGGACCGUGAUCGUGACAACAGAGAUAGAGAAAGAGACUGGCAGUACCAAAUCAUCACAUCAACAAUAAUCACAGCAAUCAUCAACAAGGCAAUCUGGUGGUUAAUCAUUUAUCACAUAAUUCAUUAACAAUAGCACAAGACCCGGGAACUUCUGAUGACAGUGGACGGGCUUCUGAGAGAUUG
Messenger RNA from Phlebotomus papatasi, 2181 nucleotides. RefSeq lists its product as uncharacterized. The coding region runs from base 1619 to 2125 and encodes 168 amino acids. The transcript has 3 exons. NCBI's taxonomy places the organism in Eukaryota, Metazoa, Arthropoda, Insecta, Diptera, Psychodidae. The record is from RefSeq and is a predicted model, not a curated record.